AUGGCGCGCCGCGCUCAGAGCGUCGGAGGGGUGGACGAGGUGCCGAUGGUGAUCGACGGCGGCAAGAAAGGGUUGGCGCAGAGCAUGCACCACCCCAAUGCCGGCCAAGGAGCGUUCACAACGGCAUCGCGCACUAAUCCUGACCCUCCUGCGGACCGAGACCAGCUCGAGGAACACGUACGAGAAGCCUACCGACAUAUCGCCAGCCUGGUGCACGGGGAGACCUUCCAAGGCGUCUGGGAGGCCAUCCAAAAGCUUUUACGCGCCGACCGCGAGGCGCACGCGCCACGCGGCCAAACCUCGGAUAAACUCACCACAACGAAAACAGAACUCUCGGCGACAGUCAGGGAAGCAGUCGAAGCAGCUAUGGGAGGCAAGACCAUGAAGAAGACUUGGGCGGAGAUCGCAGCCGGCGCGCAGACUGCCCGCCUACACCCGGCCCCCGCGGAGAAACCGGUCCCUGCUCGCUUCGACAGGGAAUUAGUAGUCCGCGGCAGCGGCAUCACCCAAGAUCUCAGACAACGUCGCCCACCGGAGAUAGUUCAGGCUGUCAAUCGCGCUUUCGGCGCUACCGUUGCGAUCGCGGCCCGAGUGCUUCGAAGCGGAGACACAGUCAUUACCUUUGAGAAAGACGCUAAACAGUAUCGCAUGAGGACGGACUGGCUACGUGACGCCUUCGGACCGCAAGCGACGCUCUCUCAGGGCGGCUACACGCUGAUUGUUAAAGGAGUUCCUAUCAAGGCACUACAAGACCGAGACAACGAGACCGCGACGAAGGCGAUUGCAGCGGAAAAUAAGGUCGAAGUCAUCCGCCUUAGAGCGCGUAGAGCAAAGGGCGCCGGAGCGACGAAGACGACCCUCAUACUCACAGUAGACGGGGUAAAUGCGGCGAACAAGAUUUGCGAUCAGGGACUGCUUCUUCAGUCCGAACUUUUCAACUCAGAACCCUACGACGACUCGCUCGACCCAAAACAGUGCUUCCGCUGCUACCAGAUGGGUCACCUCGCCCGCUACUGCGAAGCGAAGCCGACGUGUGGACGGUGCGGCACUGACCCGCACCCAGACAACGAGUGCCCGGCCGCCCUAGGCCAAUCUCCCCAUAAGUGUCCCCUUUGCGGCGGCGCACACCCAGCGUGGGACCGCCGCUGCAAUAAGACUAAAGAGCACUGGGACAGAGCGCGUAAGGCCUACGCCUUUAGAGCGAGGCGGUUCGAAAGCCGCGGCCGCGACCCGACGCCGCGCCCUCGGCCACCCGAGCUCGACAAACCAGCUGACGACUCGCUACUGCCGCCACACCCCAAACGACCUCGACCAGCCUCAGCCGGGCCGGGCCGCCCCUCGACCAAGACCGCACGCGUGCGGGGCCAAUCGGCACUCUCGGCGUCUACGCUUGCGCUCCGAGCCCCGCACGCCGCCGACGUCAUUGCAAUCCAAGAGCCGGCUAAGAACGCUAAGACUGGCCAUCCAAUAUGCCCGAGCAGGAGCAGCUACCGUCUUGUCUUUACUGCCGGCCGCGCGGCGCUCUACGUCCACAAACGGCACGACACCGGGUCGUGGACCAGCGAUGGAGGCGUCGAUUGGUGCAGCGUCACCUUCACUAAGCCCAACAUCACAAUCUUCUCCAUCUACUCCCCGAUCUAUGCUAGGGAGCCUAAUAAGAGCCCGCUACCCGCUCUCGCAUCGUGCACGCCGUGCUGCAGAGCCGCCUUCGUCGGAGACUUCAACAUCCAUCACCCGCUCUGGGAUAUCCAUAACCGAACGUCGGACAACUGCGACGACAUACUAGGGCUGGCGAGCCGAUGGAACCUUGCGCUCGCCACGCCCGAGGGCGAAAUCACUCGUCUUGGUGGACCGGACCACAUCCCGCAACUCCUACAACUCGACGCGACGGCGCGUUUCAGGCCCUCGAUUGCCCCUUCGACACCGCAAUCCCCUAAAGAAAUUGACGAUUAUGCCGACUGGCUGGUCAACCAACUGACAGAAAUCGCCUAUCGCGCUGCGCCCAAGGUCUGCGGUCGAGCUGAUGGAGGCAGGGAAGAGUGGUGGACCCGCGAUGUUGAAAACGCCACCCGGGCGGCUAAGCAGGCCGAGAGGCUCUACUUAAGAACCAGGAACCCGGCCCACUGGGAAGCGCGACGCGACGCCGUAGCGGCGCAGAAUCGAGCCACGAAAGGCAUCUGGGCCUUGGAGCGAUGGGCCAGACUUAGAAGCACCCAACCGCCUGCACCAUUACGCCUCCCCGACCUCUCACGAGUAGAAGGCGACCCGACCCCAGCUCGCACGCGCGCCGACAAAACCAGAGUGUUGGCCGAAAGAUUCUUCCCGACACCCUCGGCCGCCCAUCCCGACGCUACCGGGGGCCCCGCCCGCGAGCCGGUUACGAUCAGCAACCACUUCUCCCUCGUGGAGGUCGAGCAGGUCAUCAAACGGACGGCACCAUGGAAGGCGGCGGGGGAAGAUGCUGCGCUCUCGGGUAUUUCCCAGAGCGCUUUCGCCGCGCAGACGUGGUGGUUAUCCCCAAACCCAACAAGACCCAGGCUCAACUUAACCUAG
Messenger RNA from Hirsutella rhossiliensis, 2553 nucleotides. RefSeq lists its product as uncharacterized. Gene Ontology annotation, molecular function: nucleic acid binding; zinc ion binding. Bases 1 to 2553 code for a protein of 850 amino acids. The record is from RefSeq and is a predicted model, not a curated record. The transcript has 6 exons. Lineage: Eukaryota; Fungi; Ascomycota; Sordariomycetes; Hypocreales; Ophiocordycipitaceae.